Acinonyx jubatus (cheetah) is the source of this 7693-nucleotide messenger RNA. RefSeq names its product inka box actin regulator 2 (gene INKA2). Gene Ontology annotation, molecular function: protein serine/threonine kinase inhibitor activity; protein kinase binding. Gene Ontology annotation, cellular component: nucleus. Lineage: Eukaryota; Metazoa; Chordata; Mammalia; Carnivora; Felidae. Bases 458 to 1258 code for a protein of 266 amino acids. The transcript is spliced from 4 exons. The record is from RefSeq and is a predicted model, not a curated record.
CUCCCGGUCACUGGCGGCCGGUGCCUCCGGCGGAGCCUAUCCCCGCCCGCUCGAGGCGGCUGGGGCACAACCAGACUCGGCUUCCUCGUGGUCCGGUCCGUGUCUGUCUCGGCACCGCAUCACUCUUCUCUGUCGCCAGCCCGAGCACGGCCCCUGGCACACUCAGCUCCCGUACCCAUCCGUUGAAUUGCCGCCAGGCCCUGGACUGACACCUCUCAAAGCCACAGCCCCGCCUCAGACCGCUCUCUGAACUUAGAUUUGUACAUCCAUCGGCCUUCUCUGCAUCCCCAUUGAGAAGUCUGGUGUACAAUAAAGCAGUUCUACCAUUCUAUACAUUACUCAGUGCUCAUCAUGAUAUCUUCUGAACACCCAAUAUGGACACAGCCGUUGCCCUCAAGGAGAAGGAUACCUGCAAACAGGUGGCCCCGAUCAAGGAGGAAAUACGCAAGUAGCACAAAUGUCUAUGAAGGAAGUGGGUGAUGGCUUGCAGGAUCAGAUGAACUGCAUGAUGGGUGCGCUGCAAGAACUAAAGCUUCUUCAGGUGCAGGCAGCACUGGAACAGCUGGAGAUCUCUGGAGGGAGUCCUGCCCCAGGCUGCCCUGAAAGCCCCCGGACACAGCCCCAGGCCCCUGCCAGGCCCACGGCCUGCUCCUCCUCCAACCAACCUUUUGGCACGAAGUUUCCGUCCUGUAGGAGUGUCUGUGGGAGGGAUCUGGUCCCCCUGACCAGAGCACAGCUCCCAGAGCACCAAAGCUGUGCCCAGCAGGGGCCAGAGCUGGCGGAACCGGAAGACUGGACCUCCACAUUGAUGUCCCGGGGCCGGAAUCGACAGCCUCUGGUCCUAGGUGACAAUGUUUUUGCGGACCUGGUGGGCAACUGGCUGGAUUUGCCGGAACUGGAGAAGGGUGGGGAGAAGGGGGAGGCAGGGGAGCCCAAGGGGGAGAAGGGCCAGCCCCGGGAGCUGGGCCGCAGGUUUGCCCUCACAGCAAACAUCUUUAGGAAGUUCCUGCGCAGCGUGCGGCCUGACCGAGACAGGCUGCUGAAGGAGAAACCGGGCUGGGUGACACCCACGGCCUCGGAGCCCAGAGCCGCCCGCUCACACAAGGUCAAGAAGCGGAGCCAUUCCAAGGGCUCUGGACACUUCCCCUUCCCGAGCACUGCCGAGCCCAGAAGGGGGGAAAGUCCUUCCACAAGCUGCCCCAAGGCCCUGGAACCCUCACCCUCUGGCUUUGAUAUUAACACAGCUGUUUGGGUCUGAAUCCUAGAGACAGAACGUUGACUGAACCCAAAAGGUCCAGGUCCCCAGUGCUGGGCCCUGGGAAGGAUGGGGGGAGGGGGGCGGGUGCUAUGGCUUUCAAAAGCCUAACUCUGGGUUCCUUUUUCCCAGGAAGGAGGGAAAAGAAGCGAGAGUGUCUGGAGUAGGACUAACAGGCAUGUGGUUGGUAGAGGCUGUGGUGGGGGCUGGCUGGUGGGGAGAUGAGGGUUCCCGGACUGAAAGAGAGAUUGAGAGAGUGGUGCUCACCUUGGGGCUGCAGGUGAUGAGGGGCCUGGGGCAGGAGACCAGGAAAUUCUUACAUUCCUUCACUGCCCCAACUAAACAUUCUGUAUGGAUUAGGGCACUGGGGCCUCAUGUUCCCCUAGAAAGGCCCCCAAUAAAGACCUUGGCUCCUGUGUCCCCAGCCUUAUAACCGCUGGCAUCCCUGGCAAAGCACUGCUCCAGGCACAGGCAUGAAACCCCAGCCCUCCUGGGAUAGGGAUCAGCAGAGAGGAAACUUCCCACUCCCACCUCUCCCUGUUGGCCUUCAAGAUUUCAGCCCAUACCUGGAUCCUGGGAAAUGGGCCUAAUAAGGAGUGUAUGUAUAAGGAGUACUCGAGGGAGCCCUAUGUCUUUUCAAAAGCACAGGAAAGAUACCUGUAUAGCACUUUAAAGUUUGAAAGCCUUUUCAUAUCCCAUAUCCGUUAUCUCCUUUUGAGUAAGCAAGUAAGGCAGUUUAGCCCCCUUUUCCCGAUGAGGAAGCAAGCUUAGAUAUGCCACCUGCGGGCAGGUGGCAGAUCAGCGCAGGGCUGACCCAAGGGCUGCAGCAGGGCCCUGGAGGCACAGGAGCUCCUUCCCCAACACCCCGCCUCCAGCACUGAAAUCCCCUCUCACCACCUCCCUCCCCCGCCCAGCUCCGGACGCAGGCACAGGGCGUUCACCAGCGAGGCCAAGGUGGGCCCAUAAGAAAUACGCCCCGUGUUUUAGAUUCCCAGCUCCACCCCACGAUCGGGCGGCUGGGGGAAGGGCGGCAACUCCGCUCCCUACUCGAGGCGCCUAAAGCUUUCCUGGAGCGGCGCACGUGGCUGUCCGCCCCCCCCCACCCCCCACCCCCCCCCCGGGGAGCUGCCGGCCCGCCCACGCCCCGCGGGGACCGCCCGCUGCUUGGGAAAAGACAAUGUGGGUCCCUGUUUGGGCCGGCCCGCCCUGGAGGCACUCCCCCUCUCCCCGCCUUGCUCCUCCAGACUGAGCUCCUCUCCGCUUGAUGGAGGGGAGGGGGGGGGGGGUGACAGCUGCAAUUAGAGGCAAGACGCCUUCCCGCCCUAGGCGCAUUAACAAAUUGGAGAAGAAAAAUAACAAGAAAGGCUCUUCCUGCAUCCUGGACCCCCGGAGACCAAGCUGGAGGAGGAGGCUUAGCGCAGCAGCAGCACAGCGGGAAUUGGGGGGCGGUGAGGAUCGCGCUCAGAUCCCCACGCAAUCAAAUCGUAGAAGUUUUUGUUGGCGGAAGCUACGAGGGGAAGGUGCUAAUUUCAUUCAUUUCCUUGAGCGCUCGCUAUCUGCCAGGCAGUGUGCACAACUUGUCUUUCAGACUUCAGAAUGACCCUAGAAAUGAUGGUCUUCCCAGUAAGUGGGUGGAAGCCCUUGGGGGUCACAUAGGCUGCCCAGAUUCGGCUUCUGGCUCAUGGAAGAAUCAGGAUUGUCUGGCCGCAAAAACGGCCUUUCAUACUCUCCCUGAAGUUUGCCAGUUGAGGCAGCGCUUUCUGGAGGAGCAAGGCCCUACCCAUCCUUUCUGUCUUCCCACAGAACUCUGAUAUUUCAGUCCUGGGGGAAGGCCUGUUGGCUGUGGCUGCCUUGGUGAUGGUGGUGCUGUGUGCAUAUGUUCAGUGUGUGUGUGGGUGGGUGGGUGGGUGGGUGGGUGUGGGUGAAGGCUCCUCCCACUGGGUGGUGGUGAAGUCACCAGCUCCCAGUCCGGAAUGAUUCCGCAGGAAACCAAGUCCCCUCUUGGCCGUUCAUCUGUGACUCAUCUGUUUUGUGGACCAGUCAUAACAAUCCAGACCCAACUGAACAAAACUUUACGAACAUCUCCUAAAGGCCGGGCAUCGGGACAGGAUCAAAACACAGCAAGAAAGAGGACCCGGUUCCUGGCUCAAGGGGUUCAGUAAGAAGAAACAACUCUUUACCCAUCAGUUAGCCAGAAGGGAUCCAAGGGAAUGAACUCAUUUUAACUGGGCCAGAACAAAACCAUUAGGAGUGACAUUUGCUGGCAACAGAAUCCCCAGGCCUGGGGCAACGCUAUUGCCAUCUUUGCGUUCGUUCGUUCACGUUUCCUUCUCGCCUCACUCUGGAAGUGGCUGCUGUUGCUCUUAUUCUGCAUGGAGAGGCCCUGGGAAGUCAAGCAAUUUGCCCAAGGUCACAGCCACAGAGCUGGGAUUGAAAUGGUCCCGACAGACUUCCGGCCUUGUGCUGUUCACACUACCCCACAAAGUGUCCAUAUCUGCUCCAAAGCCAAGUCAAGAGCAACAACAGAACCUGUCCUCCCCAUAUUAUCCAUGCAUGGAUAAUAAAUGGAAUGCUUAUUGUCCACUGGGGGAAUUUUGCUCUGGUCUUGACAAGGGCUGGUAGAAUGCCCUCAUCACUAGGUCAUGCUUUGCUAAUGAAACACAAUUCACUUACACCCCCUGCCCCGCACCACUAAUUUUUCCUUUUCCCUCCUUUUCUGGGCUUUGGUCGUGACAGGAUGGAGACUGUAUUCCACUGAAGCUGAGGGGAGAGGUGAAUGGGAAUGUCUGGGGCCUACGGGAUGUAGGAAAAGUGUAGGGGUGGGGAGCAGCAGGAGGAGGGGAAGGUAGGGAAGGUAAGCAGAGGGAAAUUGACAGCUUAACUCUGCCCCUGGGGCUCAUUUUAUGGUUAAUUAGGACAUGCAAAUAAGCUGGAAGCUCAUCUAAUACCCUCCCUGGCACGGGGCCCCGCGUCACACCUGGCCCACUUCCCUGGCAGGUACGGGGGACCCCCUGAUUGACCCAGACAUCUGCUCAGGCCCCCACCUGCUUCUCUGUGGCUCUGUGGUCACUGUGUCUCUAGAUGUUCCCUGACCAUGAACAGGACCUAGAAGAGUCCCUACCGGGCCUGCGGGAUCUCCUGGCUUCCUUUUCCUUUCCAACCCUUCAGAUCCGGGACCCCUCUUUCCCAGAGCCCCCCACCCCGGCCCACCAAGAACUUCCCCUGCACCCAGGUUAAGAUCGGAACCCCAACUUGCCCAGAGGAACAGAGACCUGCUUUGGCUCUGUCCCCACUACAUCCCGCUUCCUCUCUGUGGGGUAGGGGGCAUCCCUGUCUUUCCCAAGUCACACCAUUUCCUACAGGGCCUCCCUAAAAGCAAAAGCACAGCUUGCAUCUUGGGGAAGCAGGGGCAUGUCUCCAGCUUUCAGGGUACCUCAGGUCACUCCCCGACCCAGAGUAGCUAAGGCACUUCUGCCAAUACCAUGGAAUGAGCACUGCGUUUGGGAGUCAGACAGGAUUUCUGUCCCUGUCAGCUUGAGCAUGUUGCUUAACCUGAGCCUCAUUUUUCUUGUCUAUGACAUGGGGGUAAUGCAAGGCUGCUGGAGAUUUAAAGGACAUCAUGCAUGUCCUCCAUGCAGGAACACGGCAGAAGCUCUGGGCUGGACCACCUGACCUUCAGUUCAGGCACGAACCACGUGUCCCAGAGCAAAACCGCUAAAACAAAACAACAACAACAACAACAACAACAACAAAACCUUCAUGGAGGCUUGGUUUCCUCUUCUGUUUAAAAAAACGUAUACGGGCGGGCCCUAUUACCUCACAGGAUCGUGGCAAGGAUCAGAGAAGACAACAGGUUUCUCUAUUGUAGAGAAGACAACGUACGACGUUUUUGUACGUUGUACAAAUAUUACCCCGGUGGGCUGUUAUUUGCCAAAUGGCAAACAACUGACACUUUCUCAUGGAGGAUGGCGUGUGUGGGGAGGGGUGUGGAGAGGGCCGCAGGGGCUGCUUGAGGACCCCACUGCCCGAGGAUGGGCUCUAGGGAACACCGCCAGCCCCUCCUGUACCCAGCUGUGCCUCGCAGUCAACCGCGGGCCCUCACAUUCCUGGCAAGGACUGGAGAGCUGAAUGAGCCAAGUUCUGAUGGCUUUCAGAAGAGUCCAGCCCUGAUCUGCUCUCUGCUCCCUAAGGCCUCGGUCGCUAGAGUCUCUGCCAAGCCCCACACUUCACCCCUGCCCCUCCCCUCAGUCGCCCUGGGGACUAGUGGCCUAAAGGUGCUAGUGGCACUCCUGCUAGGAUCCCCCCCCCCGCCCCCCUGGAUGGGGUGGGAGGCGCCCUGAAGCCGCCCCUCGCAAGAGGUGUCAGGGGCUCAGGAUGACAGGCCUGGAGGAAAGGCCUAGCCAGCCCGGGGGGAUAAGGGCAGGAUCAGGACCCCAGACUGCAGUCACCCCCUUGGUACUAUUUUCUUUUUACUUUUAUUAUGUUUUUUAAACUAAGUUUCACACCCUCGUUCUCCCUCCGCUUCUAGUGUCCCUGCCCCCCAGGUGUCUCUGGAGGCAUCCUGGUGUCCUGGUCAGAGAGAGGCCUCUGAGGAACACUGAGGGAGGGGGCCCUUGGGCGGGGGGCGCCUACCUCUCCACACAGUGCUUGGGGCGAUACUAAUCUGACAAGGGACUGUGACACUUCCCCUUUAUGCUGCCUCUUGCCGGGUCCCUGGGUGCCUCAAACUCUGUACACUAAGGCCUCAGGCCACAGCUGCUGCCCUGGCUUCCACUCCACAGAAUCCAUUCUCUCUAGAUAUGCCCCUCUGGGCAUGGCGCUCAAGAGGACCGCCCCAUUCCAGGGCCUAGGAAUCACGGCCAAAAACUGGAGGCUUGCUCCACACCUCCACCCUCUCCUGCCCGUGACGGGCUCUGGGCUGUCUUCCCCUACCCCUCUGGUUCUCUCCAGUCCGGGGAAGCCCCCUAGCUGCCUCCAAAUGGUCAGGGUGGGGUGGUUCAGCUCUCAGGGGGCACUGCUGUAGGGGGAACGUGCCCUCCCUCCAGGGGCAGAGGUGCGUUCUGCUUUCCUGUUUCUGGCUCUGCUCACCCCCACCCCCACCUGGCCCCAGCUGCUUUCCCUUUCCUGCUGCCUUUCCCUCAGCCCCCUUCCCUUCCUCAUCGCCUCUCAGGAGGCCGCAGCUGCAAGGAAAUGCUCCCCACCUUCCUUCGCCUUCGGGGGGGGGGGGGGCGGAGAAUAGGGGAGGUGAGGGCAAGGUCUUCAAGGUACUGUGACUUCAUCCAUAGCCGGCCUGAUUUGCCCGGUGUCUGGAGGCCCAGCACCCCCCCAGCAGACCCCAGUGGACUUGCUCCGCCUCCUCUGGGGGCACUGCUCCCCUCCCCCAACCCCUGCUCUAUCUUCCAGGGCCCUGUGCUACUGAGUGGCUCUCUGCACUGGCUGGUCUCCGAGACCCAGGUUCCCCAUGGCCUCAGACUGGCUUUUUACUCAGCUUCCACUGCAGUUCAAAGAGCACCUCCUCUGUGAAGCCCUCCCCGGGGCCCUUACCUGCGCCUGUAUACCCAGCCACAGGAACCCCUUUUAAAAUUGCCCUUUCGCAUGUUCGUCUUCCCCUCUAGACUGUGAGCACCUCCAGGGUACCAAGUACUCAUUACUCAUUUCUGUAUCUCCCGCACCGAACACAGUCUUCAGGGCAAGCCCUGGGCUGAGCCCGGCUCUUGCGUCGGUAAGGCCCGCCAUGGUCAAGGCCCCCUCAGCCGCUCCCAAGGCCCGUUGCUAGCCCCGUCCCUAAGCUGUUGUGCAUGCCCUCUGUAACCCCCUGUGGCUUUGGCUUCUCCAUGCCAGCUGCCCAGGCCAAUCUUGUUCUCAUGCAGGCUGUCCAGGGGCCUCAGUGUCACUGGGCUGCCCAGAGCCCGGGCCCUUCGGAUGGCCACCACAGCCGCUUCUCUCCCAAGCCUGCUCAGUCCCACAUGGGCCCCAGUUCCCAUUUCAGAGGAUACUGCUUUUACCCCGGCCUCCCAAUGGUCUCCCUUUCUGCCCACUCCCUCUCCCCCAUUGCCAUUGUCCAUUUGGCAACGACAUCUGGCCCCAGGCGUACUCUACCCAAGAAGUUUUUCCUAACCUGCACUGCCAGGGAUCCCCACCCCUCCCGGGGACAUGGAGUCUGCCGGAUUCUCCUUCCUCCAUUGUACUUAUGGAGGCUCAGUCAGGGCGGGGCAGUGGGGAAGGAAGUUGAGAGUUGGGUGUUCAGGCUUCCCUACCUCCAGCCCCCACUACUGGCCACAGUCCAGGCAUUGUCUCCCAGGGACUGAGCUGCCCACAAGGCAGCAUUCGUAGUCAUUUGCGUAGAAGUGGUGGGAAAGGGGAGGGUCUCAGGCAUAAAUUUGCUUUAAAAAGGCAAACACACACACACACACACACACACACACACACACACACACA